Molecule: messenger RNA, 1303 nt
Organism: Maylandia zebra (zebra mbuna)
Lineage: Eukaryota; Metazoa; Chordata; Actinopteri; Cichliformes; Cichlidae
Gene: nopchap1
Product: NOP protein chaperone 1
Biological process (GO): box C/D snoRNP assembly
Molecular function (GO): box C/D methylation guide snoRNP complex binding
Source: RefSeq, a predicted model, not a curated record
UUUCACACGGAUGUGGAUUUCGACCAAAAAAACCCACAUGUGGAGGAAAACAUUAUCGUGUCCUCUCUAAAUCUAACAUGGAAUUAAACGUAAAGACAACGAGCUCGCAGGCGUUGCUGUCGUGUGGUAACGGAGCAGGUCUCAGUGAGAAGCUUCUCCUCAAUCCAAAAGCUGGAAGAUCACUGCAGACAGAGAGAGUCCCCAGAAGCAGCGUUCUGGACCGGCUGCAGAGCUUCCUCCCUCAGAUGGCGGAGGCCAACGAGAAGCUGAAAAGACAGAUGGAGGAGGCUCCUGCUGGACGCUUUGACAUAGAGAGUGUGGACGAGGCAGAGAGGGUCAUAGAGAUGGAUGUAGCACUCGUGGAGCUCAAUGAGUCAGGUGACAGCGAGACGUCGGACUCUGAGGAGUCGGACUGCAGCGACGAUGACGGCGAGGUCACAGAGCAGAACUUUAAACUGCCCGGAGACAAAGGCAAGAAAAAGAAAGUCAACAUCCUGGUUCUGGACCAGCAGGGGGAGUAGACGAGUCAGACAGAGGGACCUUUAGUUUCUUUUCCAUGGGAAACGUUUUGCCAACGAGAUCCUCAGAUGUCAUGUCAGAGUUUCUUGUUUCUUUCGAACCUUCUUCACACACAGACAGCGGACAGAACAGCUGCUGCCUGUGGGAGUACAGUGAACACUGAAAUGUGCACACAAACUGCCCAUAGAGCCAGAACAAAUGCUGGGAGUCUGCCCUGUGACCACGAUGUCUGCAUGCUGUGUUGUCUCCUCGUCCUCUGCUUCAUGAACGUGAACACAUCCUUGCAUCAGUUUGGGCUUCAAACCGUUCACUUCAGCUCUCUGCUGAAGCAGGAAGUGAAUUGUGAGUACAGAUGGUAAUGAAACAAAGCCUGCUCCACAACCAGCAUUGAGUGAGUGACCCACCCCACAUGGAUGAAUGAUCCUGGAUCCCAUUGCAGAUGCUGGCACUUGAACUGUGCUCUCCGUGGAUGCAGCAUCCAUCAUUGGACCGUUUUACACCACAUGAGGCGCCUGUUUCUUCUUUGUGUUUGUGGAUACAGCAGGCUCACUGACAGCACUCGCCUGAGCAAUAUACUGUACCCUCAUCAUGUACCCAGUGUGACAAACAAUGCUUAAAGUGCACAGCAUAAAGCGCUCUCAGCUUUUAGAAUCCGAGCCUCUGUGUAUAUUUGUUGUUUUCACUUCUGUUAAGAAUUAUAUUUAAAUUUUCCACAGAUUCUCCUUUUUUGAAACAAGGCUGUGAAUGUGAUUUUGAACCAACUGAAUAAAGUUUAAUGAUGACA